GGCCGGGACCUCCGUGGAGUUUGGGACGGGAGCCUGCCCGCCGCAUGGGAGAGGAGCGGGCAGGGAGCAGGUCGCUCCCGGGGUGGUGAGGAAUUAGACUGGCCCCCGUUCCUGUAAAGAAGCAGGUGCCUCUGUAAUUAGCCUCUGUGAUUAAUUCCCGAUGUAGUGUUGGUGCAGAUUUAUUAUUUGAAUUGUUGAAGAUGUCGUCAGGCCUUACAGAGGAACAAAAGAGGAGAAUUGAAGAGAAUCGGCGGAUAGCUUUGGCUCGGAGAGCAGAGAGGCUGGCAGUCCAGAGAGCUGCGCAGGUGGGGAUUGCUGCACCUCAGGUGAAAGAACAGAGCCCAGGCAAUCAGGGAAACUCAAAGGAAGAAAACAACCAUGCCAGGUUCACCAGCCAGCACCAACAGAAUCCAAACAAUCCUGUGGAGCAGAAGAGCUAUCUUCAGAAAGGUUAUAACCAUUACACUGCAAACCAACAGAUGGCUGGUUCACAAAGGGAGCAGCAAAAGAAUUGUUCAGAGGACUCGGAACAAGCAAGUGGCCUUAAGCGUUUCCCUACAAUGAUCCCAAAUUCUCUGAGUUAUUCCCAUAAAUGUUACUUGGAUGCUGGUAGUCAGGAACAUGGACAACAAGCUUUAAUUAAUCUUGGGACCUUCCAGCAGUCCAAAUGCUACCCAGCUUUCAAAAACUCCACAGAAUCAUCUCAUCCUAGAUUAAUUGAUAACAUGCACCCUGACGAUAGUAAAAAUUUACAAAGUCUGAACAAAUCUGCCAUAAAAUGUGUUUUACCAUCAAGCAGUGCCGCCCCAAGUGAUUCAGAAAUGCUGAUAAACACAAGCAGACUGACAGAAAGAAGAGGGGAAGGUUUUGUCUCUCAGGCCAGUGGUAGGAUGCAGAAGCUGACCAACUCUGCUGGUGUGGACUCUACCUUUGAAACUGCCUCUGGCAAGAAAGCAAAUAAUGUUACAAAAGGAAAAUGUGUGAAAUAUGGGGAAGACAGAUUCCAGGUUGAAAUAGGGUAUAAUGCUGAACUUGUUACUGUGUUUAAGAAGGUACCAAGCAAAGCCUAUGAUCCUGCUAUGAAAAAAUGGAAUUUCAGCUUGGGAGAUUACCACAGUCUCAUGGAAGCAGCGAAUCAACUUUCAUCAGUAGUUCUGGAACCGCUGGAAGGAGAAAAUGCAGUUGGCUUGGCAUCAGGCUCUCAUUUCAUUGGCAGUGGGGUUGAUGUGAAAUCCCUCUUGAAGAUGUGUAAGAACUGGAAAAAACCCUCAGCCCUUGUCCAAGGGAAGUGUGUGCUGAUCUCGCGCUUGCGAUUUGAGGUUGAUAUUGGGUAUUCUGCAGAAGUGAUUGGAGUGUUCAAACAGAUGGAUUCCAGAAAUUAUGAUGUGAACACCAGAAAGUGGAAUUUCCUGCUGGAGGAUUACCCCAAACUAAUGGAAGUGUUACAGAGCCUCGUGUCAGUAGAAGUGGAGCCACUGCCCCAGGCAGUAAUACAGACCUUUGCUGCUCAGCUGCAGAGAUCCCCGUCACGCACAGACAUUCCUGAUGCCGACCUUUCAGUAGUGGACUCCAAAAUUGUGACGAGCCUCAUGCCCUUUCAGCGGGAAGGUGUGAAUUUCGCAAUUUUGAGAAAUGGACGUUUGCUCCUUGCGGAUGACAUGGGCUUGGGCAAGACCAUCCAGGCGAUCUGCAUUGCUGCCUAUUACCAAAAUGAAUGGCCCUUGCUGGUGGUGACUCCUUCUUCCGUGAGGUUUACAUGGGCAGAGGCGUUUCACAGGUGGCUUCCAUCCUUGAGUCCAGAUAGCACUAAUGUCAUAGUGACUGGCAAAGACAACCUAACAGGAAGCUUGAUCAACAUCAUCAGCUUUGACCUUCUCAGUAAGAUGGACAAGCAACUUAAGAGCACAUUCCAAGUAGUUAUUGUUGAUGAAUCUCAUUUCCUAAAGAACAUAAAAACUGCACGAUGCCGAGCUGCCAUGCCUCUACUCAAGGCUGCCAAGAGAGUGAUCCUGCUUUCAGGAACCCCUGCCAUGUCACGGCCUGUGGAGCUCUACACGCAGAUCGCGGCUGUCCAGCCAUCUUUUUUCCCCCAAUUCCACUCCUUUGGGCUGCGCUACUGUGAUGCCAGAAAGAUGCCAUGGGGUUGGGACUACUCUGGAUCAUCCAACUUAACUGAACUGAAAAUUUUGCUGGAAGAGUCCAUCAUGAUCCGACGUCUGAAAUCAGAUGUGCUUUCCCAGCUUCCAGCAAAGCAACGCAAAAUGGUUGUGGUGGCUCCUGAAGGCAUUAAUGCAAAGACCAAAGCUGUCUUGGAAGCUGAAGCAAAGAGGAUGGCCAAAGGAUAUAAAAGUAAACAACAAGAGAAGGAAGCUCUUCUUGUCUUCUUCAGCAGAACGGCAGAAGCUAAAAUCCGCUCAGUCAUAGAAUACAUCCUGGAGUUACUGGAAAGUGGGAAUAAUAAAUUCCUGGUGUUUGCUCAUCACAAGAUAAUGCUGGAUGCAGUUGUUGCAGAGCUGGAGAAGAAACAUGUUGAGUACAUUCGCAUCGACGGCUCCACAUCUUCAGUCGAGCGGCAGUCUCUGUGCCAAAAGUUCCAGUUCUCAGAGAAGCAGGUUGUGGCUGUCCUUUCCCUCACUGCUGCAAACAUGGGCCUUACGUUGUCUGCUGCAGACCUGGUGGUGUUUGCAGAGCUCUUCUGGAACCCAGGGAUUUUGAUCCAAGCAGAAGAUCGGGCACAUCGAAUUGGACAGACCAGCUCCGUUAAUGUUCACUACCUGGUGGCUAGAGGCACAGCAGAUGACUACUUAUGGCCAAUGAUUCAAGAGAAGAUCAAAGUGCUGGGCGAAGCUGGUCUUUCAGAAACCAAUUUCUCUGAAACAGCUGAGUCCACUAAUUACUGUCCUAAGCCUGAUCCAAAGCAGCAGACCAUCUAUGACCUUUUCCAGAGGACCUUCUCUGAGAGCAGAGAUGAUGCUGAUGAUGCUUUGCUUUUGGAGGCAGCUGAUGCUGGCUGUGAGUUUGACUCUGACAGUGUCUUGCAAGAUAAAGAAGCAAAAACAUAUUCAGUGAGUCCCAGAAAAAAGCAGCGUAUUGAGGAGUUUUUUAAAGUGUAAUGGUGACAGCAAAAGAGAUGGCAACUAAGAGAUCUUUUUUAAUUAAAAAAGAAAAACCAAAACCAAUCAAGUUUUAUUUUUCAGUUUUCAAAAAUAAAAGACUUUUAAGUUUUCUGUAUCUCUAGCAUGUUUCAUCUCAAACAAUGAGAAGGCAGUCUGACAGAUGUGCAGUGCACACCUGGCAGCCUGCAGGUUUUGCAGUUCAGGUUUGCUGAUGACUGAAUGGCCAUGGGCAAGUAGCAUGCUGCUGUGUUUCAGUAUGUUGGUUUCCACAGUUGUUUGGUUUAAAAAGCAGGUAACAGUUGUCUGUCCACAAGGCAGAACUAUUGUGAAAACCAACUCCUCAGCAGCUGUAGAGUGCUUUUAACAAUCAGUCUUCCAGCUCCAAGAGUUCUAGCCUGUGUUUACAUGAGUUGGUUCACCGGCAAACUUAGUUCCUACUUGGGUUGCUCACAAACUGGCUUUCUGAUAUUCCAUUUGGCCAUGAGGAAAAAAGAUCCAGACAGAUUUUGAUGUUUUGUGGACGUGGGGAAGACAAGGGAAAAGAGCAGUCGGUACCUUGAAACUAAGCAGUGUAACUGUGUGCCAGGAAGUGUGCAUUGCCUGAUAGGCACAUCUGCCUGAGCACUCUCAUCUCUGACCUCAUCUGCUGAAUCUUAAGAGCUGCUCCAUGGCGUGUGCUUCUUGUGUCAGUAGAGAAUAAAGCUUGUGCUAACUGCCAGGGAUUAAGUCUGGAGGGGGGGGGGGUGUUUUCUUCAAGACUCAAGACUAAUUUCUACAGGUGAGUGAGGAGAGGGGGACAUGUGCAGAGUUUUGCUCUUGUUUUGUAAGAUGCUGAUUCUGGACUAAACUGUUUAAAUAAAAAGUUUUUCUUAAA
This is a messenger RNA of Chiroxiphia lanceolata (lance-tailed manakin), 3990 nucleotides long. It is a transcript of the gene SMARCAL1, whose product is annotated as SWI/SNF related, matrix associated, actin dependent regulator of chromatin, subfamily a like 1. NCBI's taxonomy places the organism in Eukaryota, Metazoa, Chordata, Aves, Passeriformes, Pipridae. Gene Ontology annotation, biological process: DNA repair; replication fork processing. The record is from RefSeq and is a predicted model, not a curated record. Gene Ontology annotation, molecular function: ATP-dependent chromatin remodeler activity; ATP binding. Gene Ontology annotation, cellular component: nuclear replication fork. The transcript has 17 exons. The coding region runs from base 201 to 3113 and encodes 970 amino acids.